Molecule: messenger RNA, 2590 nt
Organism: Wasmannia auropunctata (little fire ant)
Lineage: Eukaryota; Metazoa; Arthropoda; Insecta; Hymenoptera; Formicidae
Gene: aft
Product: cap-specific mRNA (nucleoside-2'-O-)-methyltransferase 2
Exons: 5
Coding region: 283-2424 (713 amino acids)
Biological process (GO): 7-methylguanosine mRNA capping
Cellular component (GO): nucleus; cytoplasm
Molecular function (GO): methyltransferase cap1 activity
Source: RefSeq, a predicted model, not a curated record
UGUGGAAACAGAGAGGAUCCGAGAGCGGACAUGCCGGAUGCUCAUGACAUAGCAAUUAGCAAGCGAAUGCAUACAUUUGCACGCAGCUGAGGAAGGACGACGGUGCGCAGUCGAGUGGUGCGAGACACCAGUUCUCUCGAGAGAACAUGGCACGAGAUAAAGACGAGGGAUGAUAACUGGAAAGAUUAUCGAAAAAAUUGUAAAAACUGAUACAAAACCACUUGCAAAGGUAAAAGUGAUUUCCGGUUGAGCUGCUUCGAAUUAGUUUACUUCAAUGCAACGAUGGAGAACGAGGAGAAUAAUUCUUCUCGGAAGCAACCAAAGAGAUCGCAAGACGAGUACAAUGACAAUACCGAUCUGUCGACUCGCGUGUCGGUAUUGUUCGAGAGGCAUUUCACGAUCUCGGACGUGCAACGAGACACGCAGACGUACGCGUUACCCGACGUGGGUUCCAUGUUCGCGGAGCCACCGUGGCAGCUGGACCAGCUGCAGACGACGAAGCGAGAUCUGAACGCGGUGAAGAGCCGCCUGAACAACUUCAACCUCGGCAAAUGGCAGCAGCACACGAACCGGAUGAACGAAGCGGGCGACAUCGUGCGCGCGGUGAGGGAGGACGUGCAGGCGGAGCUCGCGACCCAAGCCUGGUGCAAGUUCUACGAGAUCGCCAGCAAGUUCUCCCUGGUGCCGUUGAACGAGAUCCACCGUGGUGGGAUGAACGGUAGGAGCUUCAAGUCCGUGCACCUCUGCGAGGCGCCGGGUGCGUUCGUGGCCGCCCUGAACCACUGGCUGCAGACGAACGCGCCCGACGUGCGGUGGAGUUGGCUGGCCACCACCCUGAAUCCCUACUGCGAGGGGAAUUCGUACGACAGCAUGAUCGCGGACGACAGAUUCAUCAGGCACACGCUGCGGCACUGGUGCUUCGGCGCCGACAACACGGGCGACGUCAUGAACCUGAGGAACUUGGACGCUCUGGUGGAGAGGUCCGCCGAGUCCCUCGACGGCGGAGGACCGAUUCUACUGGUCACCGCGGACGGCAGUAUAGACUGCACGGACGUGCCCGGGGAGCAGGAGAGCGUCGUGGCGCAGCUGCACUUGUGCGAGACGGUGGCCUGCAUGCAUCUCUUGCAGAGAGGCGGCAACUUCCUGCUGAAGCUCUUCACCCUGUUCGAGCAUCGGUCCGUGUGCCUCAUGUAUCUGCUGUCCUGCGCCUUCCAUCAGGUCAUCGCGACCAAGCCGGCGAGCAGCAAGGGGGGAAACUCGGAAAUGUAUGUCGUCUGCGUGAAUUUCAAGGGCAGAGAUCACGUGGCGCCGUACUUGCCUGUACUCAGGCAUUACUACGGCGACGUGCCGCCCGCGAGUGCGAUGUUCAGCCUGCGGGACAUUCCGGACGGUUUUCUACAGAGGAUCGAGCAGUGCGGCAAGUUCUUCAAGUUCCAUCAGUGUCGGGUCAUAAAGGAUAACAUAAGAACGUUUUGCGCGAGGGAGAAUUUUCACAAGGAUCUUCAUUCCGUGGCGGCUUUCAAGCGUACGAUCAGUGCCAAAUACCUCGAGAACUGCAGAUUAAGUAAAAUAGAUGCCGCGAACGAAAUAGUCGGCCGGGAGGUGAUCGAGAGGACCAACAAACUGUUUAUGAACAAAAGAUUGCACAUCGAUUCUUACAAUGAGCGUUGUAAGUGGCAAGACUUAGGGCCGCAAGAGCGUUUGUUGCAAGUAUGGGAUACCGCGAAAGAGAUCGAAUGGCCGUCAGAAGAGUUUUACGUUUGGCACCUACAGACAUUACCGGAAGCUGUAGAGAUACAAACGGGGAAGUUGUUUAAUAAAUUGCGCAGCUCACGCUUUUGCGACUCGAAAAUUCUGCAGAUAUUAAACAGAAUUGAUAACAUAAUGCGAGAUAUGAGCGCCACCGUCUGCUUUCCGCCAGCAGAAAUUACGAGAGACCUCGCGCAGCAGAUCGAUCCGAGCCACGAGAUACUAAGCUUCCAAUUCGUUCAGGAUCACGACGGUCAUCGGACAAUUGCCGAAAUUUACGAACGACUAGAGAAGCUCGAAUCCGGGCGAACGCUCGUUUUCAUCGGCUACUCUUUGCUGACGCAGUUAAAUAUUGGCCUUCUGUAUCUCUUGGGAAAGUCCUUUAAUAAGAUUACCGUAGAGGUGAAUGAUGAAGAAGGCUAUCGCCUUAAAUUGGAGACUUAUCGGCGCAAUGAGAGAGUACUGAAUUAUUUACAUGAAAUUCUGGUCGUGUCACACAACGCACGCGAAGAUAAUAUGGCAGUUUGGUCGAUAAUACCCAUGACAGUUUUAUAUGAAUACGAGCAGAUCCCUGUGAUGAUGCAACUUAAUCAUCUGAUGAUCAAACUAUACGCUCGUCACGUUAUCAAUACGAUAGGCGAUCCAAGGCAUUUGCGGGACGCUCUUGUUCCAUAACAAAUGAGAUAAUCAAUAUGAGUCAUGUUUGAUACAUAGAACAGUCAAUUUUAUAUCUUUAAAAAAAGGACGUUUUCGCGGGCUAAUAAACAGCGUUGUAUGAGGACUCGAUGACUUUUUUGAAUUAUAACAGGAAAACUGAGUACCACGUUUUGAAUCGUCGCAC